AUGGACAAUACACCAAGGCAGAUAUUCCAAACUCCGAACAACGUAUAUGUUCUACAACAACCGUGGCAGUUCGUUAAAGAGCUAGGUCAAGGUGCAUAUGGAUGCGUCUCUUCAGCUAAAAAUGUGGUAACAAACGAGACAUGCGCUGUUAAAAAGGUGACCAACGUGUUUCAGAAGAAGAUCCUUACGAAAAGGUGUCUACGAGAACUCAGGCUGCUUCAUCAUUUCAGAGGUCACAAGAAUAUAACAUGCCUGUAUGACAUGGACAUAGUAUUUGACCCCCCUGGAACAGGUCAAUUCAGAGAAGUAUACCUCUAUGAAGAAUUGAUGGAAGCGGAUUUACAUGCAAUUAUUCGAUCAGGGCAACCUCUUUCAGACGCUCAUUUCCAAUCAUUCCUUUAUCAAACCCUUUGUGGUCUCAAAUAUAUUCACUCAGCAAACGUCCUCCACAGGGAUCUGAAGCCUGGAAACUUGCUAGUCAAUGCAGAUUGUGAAUUGAAGAUUUGUGAUUUCGGGUUAGCGAGAGGAUUCCAACCUGGAGCUGUGCAAACCGAUCAAGGUCAAGCUGGGUUCAUGACCGAGUACGUUGCUACAAGGUGGUACAGAGCACCUGAAAUCAUGCUUUCGUUUGCCAACUAUACUUCGUCAAUUGAUAUGUGGUCUGUGGGAUGUAUCUUGGCCGAAUUAUUAGGUGGUAAACCGAUAUUCAAGGGAGAAGAUUACGUAGAUCAAUUGAACAAAAUCUUGAAUUUCUUGGGUACACCAACGGAAGACACUUUACGUCGUGUUGGAUCACCCAGAGCUCAAGAUUACAUUCGAUCAUUACCAAUCAAACCAAGAAUAAGAUUCGAUACUCUUUAUCCUAACGCCCAACCAUUGGCAUUAGAUCUGUUGCAAAAACUAUUGACGUUUGAUCCUCAAAAGAGAAUAGGAUGUGAGGAAGCUUUGGAACAUCCUUAUCUCGCAGUAUGGCAUGAUCCCGCCGAUGAACCCUUAUGCGAAGUGCCAUUCGAUUUCUCAUUCGAGCAAGAAGACUCGACAUCCGGUAUGCGCCAAUUGAUAUUGGAAGAAGUCAGAUCAUUCCGACAAUUAGUACGAGCUCAUGCACCUCCGCCACCAUUACGAAGUAACGAUCCAAAUCUCCCACAAGCGAUGCAAGCUUCUUCUGAACCUGGAGCAGGUGUGGGUCCAGCUUUCUCAGGUGAGGGUGCCGAAGGUGUGAACCACAGUGAUGAUGUUGAAGAACAUCCUGGAAGCGCAUUGGAAAGACAAUUAGAUCAACAUAGGAUUUAG
Molecule: messenger RNA, 1293 nt
Organism: Kwoniella shivajii
Lineage: Eukaryota; Fungi; Basidiomycota; Tremellomycetes; Tremellales; Cryptococcaceae
Exons: 11
Coding region: 1-1293 (430 amino acids)
Biological process (GO): protein phosphorylation; intracellular signal transduction
Cellular component (GO): cytoplasm; nucleus
Molecular function (GO): ATP binding; MAP kinase activity
Source: RefSeq, a predicted model, not a curated record